UUACCAUAAAAACAUCUGUAGUCUAUUGGUAUCAGACACUAGAAACACAAAUCUUAGAUUACGUGGUUGUGUUUUGAAAUUGUGAAAUAUUUUUUAAAAGUUUUUUUUUUUGUUAAGAAAUGGAUGAUACAAAUAAAAAGUUAUUUUUUGCUGAAAAAGCUAAAACUGGUAGGGCAAAAUGUAAAAAGUGUAAAGAAAAUUGUGAAAGUGGCGAGCUUAGAAUAGCAAAAUUGGUUCCUAACUUUUUUUCUGAUGAAGGGUUAGUAAAGCAAUGGUAUCAUACAAAUUGUUUAUUCGAAAGUUUCAAAAAAGCCAGAGCAACGACCAAAAAAAUCGAUUGUAUAGAUGAUAUAGAUGGAUGGGAUGAAUUGAGUGAGGAGCAUAAAGAUAUUAUUAUAGAAAAGAUAAAUUCUUUUUCUGGUGCCUUACCUAAAGAAAAAAAAACCGACAAAUUAAAACCAACUACUUCCAAGGCAUUUCAAACUAAGGAGACUUCUUCAACGAGUAAAGAUAAAGCCUUUAAAGAGGAUAGUGAAGAUAAUAGUUUUCAGGUUUUUCAAAAUCUAUGUGAAAAAAUUGCAAAGGAAAGUAGUUACAACAAGAAAUCUGAAAUUUUACAAAACUUUUUGAUAAAGGGAUCAAAUAACAAGACAUUUGAAGGAGAUAUUUAUUUAUGGAUGAAAUUAUUGCUUCCAUCAGCCGUGCGCCGAGUUUAUAAUUUGCAGAGUAAACAAUUAAUAAAAUUAUUUUCAAAAAUUUUUCGUGCAAAUCAAAAAGAUAUGCUAACAGAUUUGGAAAAUGGUGAUGUUUCAGAAACUUUAAAAAAAUAUUUUGAAUUAUCCGAAAAAAUUAUUCCAAAAAAAUCAAGUUCACUUACUUUGCAAGACGUUGAUAAAUUUUUAGAUGAACUUAGUGAAAUUACAAAAGAAGAUGAUCAAAUUGAACUAUUUUCUAUAUUUUGUAGGAGAGCUACUAUUAAUGACUUAAAGAUGGUUAUUCGUCUUAUAAAACACGAUUUAAGAAUAAACGCUGGUCCAAGACAUAUUUUAGAUGCUCUUCAUUCAGAUGCUUAUCAGACAUAUCAAUUAUCACGAGAUCUAAAAACGGUUGUAGAUAAAUAUGCUCCAUCGAUUUCAAAAAAUAAAAUUACAUGCAAGGAUGUUCAAGGUUUAAGUGGAACUGCAGGAAAAAGUAGUAGUGGGCAUGUUACAUUAAUGUCUCCAAUAAGUCCAAUGUUAGCAGAAGCAUGUAAAUCUGUUGAAAGAGCAAUCGAAAAAAAUCCAGAAGGAAUGUUUAGUGAAAUAAAAUAUGAUGGUGAACGUGUUCAAAUACAUAAAAGUGGCACAGAAUUCAGAUUUUACACUAGAAAUUUAAAGCCGGUGUUGGACCACAAAAUAGCUCGGUGUAAGGAAUACAUUCCAAAGGCAUUUCCAAGUGGUAAUGAUAUGAUACUAGAUUCGGAAAUUCUUGUUGUAAAUACGAAAACUGGUGAACUUUUACCAUUUGGAACACUUGGUGUACAUAAAAAAGAGCAGUUUGCUAAUUCAGAAGUAUGCUUAUUUGUAUUUGAUUGUAUUUAUUUCAAUGGCGAGGAUUUAACUAAAAGGACUAUAAAAGAACGAAAAAAGAUUUUAGAAAACAAUAUUAAGCCAAUAAAAAAUCAUGUUCAACUUUCUGAAUAUUAUAUCAUCAAGAAUACGAUGGAAUUAGCAACUAUGACAGCAAAGGUUUUAAAAGCUGGAUUGGAAGGUCUAGUAUUAAAAAAUGUAAAUAGUUUAUAUCAACCGGGUAAACGAGGUUGGUUAAAAAUUAAAAAGGAUUAUUUAUUUCAAGGUCAAAUGGCUGAUUCAGCUGAUUUAGUUGUAUUAGGUGCUUGGUUUGGUACUGGUAAAAAAGGAGGAAUGUUAAGUAUAUUCUUAAUGGGAUCAUACGAUAAAAAUACAAAAUUAUGGGGAACUGUAACAAAAGUUCAUUCUGGUUUAGAUGAUUCAACAAUGGAAUCAUUACAAAAUGAAUUGAAUACAUUAUUGGAACGUUGUAAUACUAAAAGUUUACCAAAAUGGCUUAAUGUUUCUAAACAAUUAAUACCAGAUUUUAUUGCAAAAAAUCCAUUUGAUAUGCCUGUUUGGGAAAUUACUGGUGCUGAAUUUACAAAAUCAGAAGUACAUACCGCUAAUGGGAUAUCAAUAAGAUUUCCUCGUAUAACGAAAAUUCGGGAUGAUAAAUCGCCUAAAGAGGCAACUAAUGUUCAAGAAUUACAUGUUUUAUAUGAAAAUUCUAGAGAAAAUAUUAAUGUUGAUAUGUUAUUUAAAGGCUUAAAGAAUUGCAGUGAUAAUGAUGAUAGCAGUAGUAAAAUUGAAUUAUUUAUUAAAACAAAAUUAUAUGAUGCAGGAAAAGACGAUAGCAGUAAUGAUAACGAUAGCUCUAUAGAUGAUAAAAAGAAUAUUAAAUUAUUAGAUAUUGAUAGUAUAAAAAAGGAAGAAAAAGAUGAUAACAAUGAUAUGAAAUUAUUAAGUGCUGAUAAAAUUGAAAAAGAAAUAAAAGAUGAAAAAUUAAUUAAAAAACGUAAAAGUGAAGUAAUUGAUGAAACAAAUAGUCCAAUUAUAAAUAAAAAACAAAAAAUAAAAACUGAAAAAACUCCUGAAUCUAAAGAGAUAAAACAAGAAAAAGUGAACAAAAUAUUUAAUAAAAUUAGUAUAUAUUUAAAAUCCGAAACUGAGAAUUUAAUUAAAAAGACUGAAAUUGAUUUGUUUAAGAAGUUCGGAGGAACAGUUUUAGAUCACAGUAAGGGAGCGAAAUUUAUUCUACACUCAAAUGAUUCAAUUGAUUGUAAAAAAUUAAUUGAGGCCAGGAAAUUAUAUAAUCCAAGUAGUAGACAUUUGACUCAUAAAUGGCUAGAGGAUUGUAUUAAAAAUGAAAGAUUAAUAGAAGAUUAUAAAUGGUAUGCAGUUAGUCUUUAA
Messenger RNA from Condylostylus longicornis, 2960 nucleotides. It is a transcript of the gene DNAlig3, whose product is annotated as DNA ligase 3. Gene Ontology annotation, biological process: mitochondrial DNA repair; DNA biosynthetic process; lagging strand elongation. The record is from RefSeq and is a predicted model, not a curated record. Gene Ontology annotation, cellular component: DNA ligase III-XRCC1 complex. Gene Ontology annotation, molecular function: DNA ligase (ATP) activity; ATP binding; DNA binding. Lineage: Eukaryota; Metazoa; Arthropoda; Insecta; Diptera; Dolichopodidae. Bases 120 to 2960 code for a protein of 946 amino acids. The transcript is spliced from 12 exons.